This is a messenger RNA of Racocetra persica, 208 nucleotides long. Lineage: Eukaryota; Fungi; Glomeromycota; Glomeromycetes; Diversisporales; Gigasporaceae. The record is from the annotation of a GenBank genome assembly.
CCCUCAAUGACAAUGCAAAAAUUCGAUCUACAAAGUCCUAAACAACUAACUUACCCACCUAUUACACUAACUUCAUCCUUCUCAUUUAGGAUUGUUCCAAAUCACCUCGGCCCAACCUCUGCAAAUAAAGAAUUGUGGUCAGAAAUAGAAAUGCUUAAUAAAAAGAUUGAAGACUUAGAAUCUGAAUUAGAUCUCUAUAAAAAUCCUG